Messenger RNA from Folsomia candida, 5036 nucleotides. RefSeq names its product far upstream element-binding protein 1 (gene Psi). NCBI's taxonomy places the organism in Eukaryota, Metazoa, Arthropoda, Collembola, Entomobryomorpha, Isotomidae. The transcript is spliced from 13 exons. Gene Ontology annotation, cellular component: cytoplasm; nucleus. Gene Ontology annotation, molecular function: mRNA binding. Gene Ontology annotation, biological process: regulation of DNA-templated transcription. The record is from RefSeq and is a predicted model, not a curated record. Bases 227 to 2533 code for a protein of 768 amino acids.
CGAGACGAGAUUAUUGCUCUCUCUGAUAUCUCUCUUUUUUGAGUGUGGAGUGAGGAGUGGAGAAAACUGAAAUAAUAAUAAAUUUUUACAAAAAUUUUAAUUAACAGUUCUUUUUGUACAUUAAUUUAAGAAACGUGUCGUCAAUUUGAGCAAGAGAAAAGAACUUGAAACUCUGCUGCUGCUGCUGCCUGUGUGACAGAGCUGACCUUUCCUGAAGAAAAAAGAAAUGAGCGACGGACCUAGCCUUUCGACAACGGCAUUUGCAGAUGCCCUAGCAAGAGCCAGACAGCUCGCAGCAAAAUUGGGAUCGGCUGGACCUCCUCCGUCCCCACCUCAAGGAAAUUUUGGACUCAAACGUCCUGCAAGCUCGAUCGGAUCAAACGAUUCUGAGCCCGACAAUAAGAGGAUGGCAUCGCUGAACGAUCCAUUCGGCGCCCAGCUCGCAGCUAUGAAGGGUGGAAUAGGUGGGAUGGGAAUGGGUUUGGGCGGCGGUGGGGGUGGCGGAGCAGUUGGCAACUUUACGUUCCCUGUAGGAAAUGGAAUAACGGGAAGUGGCAAGUCUUGCAUGGAGGAGGUUCGGAUUCCAGAUGGACUUGUUGGCUUGAUAAUUGGACGAGGCGGAGAACAAGUUUCUCGAAUUCAGAGUGAAACAGGUUGCAAAGUCCAGGUUGCUCCUGAUAGUGCUGGAGCGAAAGAUCGUCCGUGUUAUUUGCAAGGGACCAAGGAAUCUAUAGAGAAAGCGAAAGACUUGAUCAUGGACAUCGUAAAUAGCAAAAGUCACGAAGUUGGACGUCCAGGUUUAGGAGCUACAAAGCCAAAUCUGGCAGGAAUGAGUGCAGGACCUGGGUCUACAUCUAUUGAGAUGACCAUUCCGGGCGCAAAAGUUGGCCUCGUCAUUGGGAAAGGAGGCGAAACCAUUAGAAAUUUACAAGAUAAAUCCGGAACCAAGAUGUUUAUUUUGCAAGAGAAUAUGUUUGAAGAAUGUGACAAGCCUCUUCGAAUUGUGGGCGAACCAGAUUUGGUGGAGCAUGCCAGACAGUUGGUUAUGGAUUUGAUUAACGACACUCCACCCAAAUCCGAAUUUUUCAAAAUGAAAAGCGAAUACGGAGAUCACGAUUCGAUGGGAGGAAUGGGCGGUGGUGGGAUGGGACGAGGUGGUGGAGGUGGCGGUGGAAGAUCUGGAUUAGGCUUUGGGUCAUUAGAAACAAUGAAAUUCCCAGUUCCCAAAAUUUCAGUGGGGUUAAUUAUUGGAAAGGGUGGAGAGAUGAUAAAAAAGAUUCAACAGGAAACUGGAGCCAAGGUCCAGUUUGACCCCGUGAAUCAAAACUUGGGCGAUAUGGACGAACAAUUGGCAAUUAUUACUGGGAAACCGGAUCAGUUGAGACUCGCGCAACUUAAAAUUGAAGAAUUAGUUGAAACAGCACUUCAUGGUCCGCCUGCUCGUGGUGGUGGAGGAGGAGGUGGACCAGGUGGACGAGAUGGUGGUUGGGGCGGUGGUGGCGGUCCCCCACGAGGAGGCCCUCGUGGUGAAGGUCAAGAUGAAGAGCGUCUCCAGGUUCCUGUUAAUCGUGUGGGAAUGGUAAUUGGGAAGGGUGGCGAAACCAUACGAUCAAUCAAUCAGCAGUCUGGGGCUCAUUGCGAGAUUGACCGUAACGGCCCUCAAGAUGGACCAGAGAGGAUUUUUAGCAUUCGUGGAAAUCGGUCCCAGAUAGAACAUGCAAAGUCCCUGAUAAUGGAAAAGGUUAAUACGCUUCCUCCAAAGGGAGGACAUGGAGGAAAUGAUUCAUAUGGAGGAGGCGGUGGUGGAGGUCACCAAUCCUGGGGUGGUGGAAAUCAAUAUGGAGGCCAGUCAAAUCAAUGGGGUGGUCAAAAUCAAGGCCAGCAAGCUCAGCAAGGAGGUGCAGGAGGAGGAGGAGAUGCGCAAGCACAAUGGGCGGCAUAUUACGCUCAAUACUACAACCAAGCACAAGCUGUCCCAUCAGCAGGAGGUGCAGCCGCUGGUGGUGGCCAAGCCGACUACACCCAACAAUGGAUUGAAUAUUUGCGGGCACAAGGACAACAUCAACAAGCGGAUAUGCUUGAAAAACAAAUGAAGCAGUCUCAGAAUGGUGGUGGAAGCAGUAGCAAUGGCGGAGGUCCUCCCGGUGUAACUCCUGCUGCGCCAGGCACCACGCCAGGCGCACCAGCAGGUGCUCAGAAUGGUGGAGACUACAGCCAAGCUUGGGCCGACCACUACAGAUCUAUUGGAAAAAUUGCAGAGGCGGAACAAAUUGAAAACUACAUCAAAUCUCAGAAGGCUGGAGGUGGAGCAAAUGGACAACCACCAGGCGCACCUGCUCAACCAACCGCUGGAGGUGAUCCAGCCGCCUAUCAACAAUAUUAUCAACAGUACUACCAACAGUACUAUGGAGCUGCCGGUGGUUAUCCUGGGGCUGCUGGUGGAUAUCCUGGAGCGGGGGCAACAAGUCCCCCAGGGGUCGGAGGUGGAGGCGGCCCUCCUGCAGCCCCACCCGGAACAGAAGGUGACAAAUGAACACCCCAUGAUGAUGAUAUGUCUUUUAAUCAAAGAGACUGACUCCUCUUCCUGUUUUGGGUAAGCUGAAUGUUUCUAAUCCGCUUUUAACUUUGUCAGGCAUCAUCUUCAACGAUAAUUACGAGUACAAUUACGAAUAUGAUCCUACUACUGCUACCGUUAGCUAUGAGCAUUUUUAUCCGUACAACUAUGAGCCGCAGAUGCUCAUACCAGUCGUACCUGUUGAUAACUACCAAUUUUGGGCAGAGGCAGAACAGUGACGAUACUCAUAUUCAUAUGCAGACUAAAUAUGUAGAAGAGUUUUUUAAUAAGCAAUCACUACUAUAUUAUCUUCUUGUACAAAUUGAGCACACGAUAUGACUUCUUGUAAAAUUAGGCUGUGAUACAAUGUGAUACAUGAUAAUGUUAAAUGUGACAUAUGAUAUAUUUUAUGGACUGAUUCACUAAAAUAAUACUUUCCUAUAUACAUAAUUGAACUAUUUUGGGAAUUAUUGGUUUGAAUAACUUAUUUGACAGUGCUUUAUGUAGUGCAAGUGCGUGCCUACGCACUCAGGAUGGAACCCCCAUCUUCAUCUCUCUCUCUCUUAUGCCAUUUUUAUUGAUCUCACAUAAUGAUAAUAGUAAUAAUUAAUACAUAACUUUAAUAAUAUCUCUUCUUUGGGUUGAUAAAUCAUCGCAAGUUUUUUUACAAUGAUGCAUUUUGUUUGAUAAUGAUGAUUAUUGAUGAUAUAAUAUAUUUUUCGAAAUCGGCAUUGGUUUUUUUGGUGGUUAUUAUGAUAAUAAUUAGUGUAGGAAUCGCAUUGGUGUGGAGCCAUUGAUUGCUGUUUCUCUCAGCGCCUCAGUCAGGUUAUUCUUUCAUACGUACGUGAUGAUUAAAAAAUGACGUGAUAAUAAUAUUCUGAUAUUUUGUAAUGCAAUGAGAAUAUGAUGAACAAUGCUUAUAAUUUGAUUUGAUUGACUUGAUAUUGGCAUUAUUAUGUUGAGGAUUAUAUAUUUGAAAAAUGUGUAUUAUAAUUGAUACAAUAUGGAUUGCAUAAUGGAUGUUGAUAUAUUAGGUGGGACAUAAUAUGUAAAAAUAUGUACCUAUGAAAUGUCUUUGUAUAGGACACGAGAGCGCCGCGCUUUUACUACAGGCUGUCGUGGGUGGGGUUGGAGGUGAAUUUAAAAAAUGUUGUCUUUUACUGAAUUUCAGGUGACACUUUGGCCCCGUUUUAAUGAUGAUGAACAAGAUGAUGUAGAGUUAUAAAUAUGAGCAACAUAAUGUGUGGCAUUAUUAUAUUCUCGUAAAAAUGUGAAUGAAUGUGUUAUAUAUUAAUUCCUCUCAUUAUACCCAGCCCCAUAUAAUAAUGUGCAAUAUUUCUGAAAUUAGAUAAUUAAGUUUCCAAUUAUUCGACAGUUUUUUUUAUAAGUGAAAUUGAUUGAUCUCUGAAUAAUUGUCGACUCUCAUUUAUGAAAUUUGAUAUACAUUUAAUACUUGUUGAAUGAAGAAAAAAAAUAUAAUAUAUAUUUUUAGGUGUUUAGUUAUACACAUCGCUUUUUAGAUUUUAGGCUUCUUCCUAUAAUUUUUGCACGUCUUGUCCUAUUCGCUGCUUAAAUAUUCUUCUGUCACUCAUCAUCUGGAAAAAGGUAAUGAGUGAAAUCUGUACAUAAUAAAUAUAAUUAUUCGCUAUGAUAAUAAUAUGAAUUAAUGAAUUGCAUGUAUAUUAAUAUUGUAAUAAUGUCUCUAAAAAAACACUACUUUCGUCUGCACGUCACUUUUUGUCGUCUUUUUGGCCAUGUUGUAUACAUUCUAAUAUUAGGCCGGUGUUGCGGUCGUCAUCUUUAUUGUGGCGUGCGUGGUGGCGUCCCUUCUUGUGCGUCGUAAACUCAGAACAACAUCACGUUGGAUUCGUCUUUGGUAAGCAUGCUUGAUAUCAUCAUCUCUAUAUUUUAUGAAGCGUUGGUGCAUUUUGCUUACGUAUUUUUUAGAGUUGGCUGAAUUAUUAUCUAUAAAUGAUUAUAGUAAAAAAAGUAAUAAUAAUUAAGUAUUUAAUAAUAUUUAUAUUUACAUGCGCACGAUUAAUUGAAAGCGUAGUGUAGUGUAUUCAAUUAAUCGUGGUACAUACAUAUUAUGAAAGGGGCGAUGAACUUUUUUUUCAUAAAAUUGGGAAAUUAUUAAUUUUAUGUUAACAAUCCAGAGCUCAAUAAUUUUCUAAUUUCGGUAUGAAUAUUAUGAUUAUUUAUUAUCUUGCUGUGUGUGUGACAUGAUGAGGUUAGGGUUUUUUCUGAAGACGUCAACGCCAAACAUCCCCACAAAAGGAAAACUGAAAAGGUAUGGAAUUUGUCAGUGUAAGAGAAGUAUAAUAAUUGAGAAGUGUUGGUUAAAGAUUAAUUAUUAUGUCAUAAAUAUUUGAAAUCAUUAUGUAUGUGCGCAUACUAAUUAUGCGUGUGAAAUAUGUUUUACCCCCCUUGUUUUAAGAUUAUCUACAAGUUAAAUGAUGACAAAUAAAUUUUAUCUGGUUGG